AUGAUUGUAAGGCCUUCAGCAAUCCAUUUACUUCUGGUGUCCACCAUUUCUAUGGUGGCAUGCCUUGAGCAUAUCAAUCCGAGUCCAGACGAGGCAACUGUAUUCUCCUUGAUUUAUGGAUAUCCACUGGUUUCAUAUGCCACAUUUGCCCUCCGAACGUUGGCCAGGCUGAAUUCAACCAGUAGCUUCUAUCAUUUGCGAGAGCUGACGACGCCUGAAACCACAGCCGAGGUGCGACCCAAUGUUGACACGCUGUAUUCGGCCUCUGUCAUUGAUCUGUCACAUCACGAUGUUAUUGUGGAUGUUCCAGUUGUUGAUGAGCGGUUCUGGGUAUUUCCUUUCUACGACGUGUGA
Molecule: messenger RNA, 354 nt
Organism: Aspergillus oryzae RIB40
Lineage: Eukaryota; Fungi; Ascomycota; Eurotiomycetes; Eurotiales; Aspergillaceae
Exons: 2
Coding region: 1-354 (117 amino acids)
Source: RefSeq, a predicted model, not a curated record